Molecule: messenger RNA, 1128 nt
Organism: Symbiodinium necroappetens
Lineage: Eukaryota; Dinophyceae; Suessiales; Symbiodiniaceae
Source: the annotation of a GenBank genome assembly
GCGUGGGCCUUGAAGGCUUCGCGCAGUGAGUUGGAUACCCGACGCGCGAUCAAGGGGAUGCUAGGGCCGAUGAAGAGCAUCCUUUGGACGGACCACGCUAACCUGACGAGGACUCAGCACAGAUCCCUUUCGGGGAGGUCUGCCAAGUUUGCAGAUGGUCUGGUAGGCCAGCUGAGAGGGUUCUCGUGCUGGGAAUACCUGGACGAUGAAGCGGAAGAGGUCGCCGUAGCUGAUGAAGGGAGCAGGAGUCGUUCCGACCUUGAAGGUACGGUGUGUGCCGGGGGUUACUGCAGACCAGAACAACGGAUGACCAUGACUUCGAGCCUGAUGCGUCGUUUGCGCGACUCGUUCGGAGAGAACGUCAAGGCGAAGCUGACUGGAAGAAAGCUAGCCAACGCGACUCGAGUAGACCGUUUUACAAGUGCAGUGAAAGUCUUGCGGGAUGUCGCCUUCCACAAGUCGGCUUUCGCGACAGGCGAAGGUCAGGGCGGAGCUGUUGUUGCGGUUCUUGCCAAGCCAGUGGCUGUGGAAAGCGUCCUGCUCGCCCGAUAUGUGAAGGCGGAACAAGGACGGGAUAUCGCUUUGAGCUGGAGCGCCGUGAAGCUCUUGGUCGCGGAGAGGCCGAGGCUAGGAACAGCGAAGCCCGGUGGGGACUUGUUGCUUGAGGCUUGCCCCGAGCUCCUGGAACCGUGUCCCGUCACUGACUUGCCGCUGUUGGUUACUCCGGAGCCUCAGAUCCCCGAGCUGACCGUCAGCGGGCUCCGAGAGCUGUUUUCAGCUCCGGAGCCGCUGCCUCGGAGAAAGGCCGUCCUGGACGUGAAGACCUUUGUUAACCCUAAGUGGCCGAUCACACUCUACGCCAAGGACUGGCGGCGGUCAGUCGGGGAUGAGUCUUGGAAGGCGAACUGGGAGAGGCUGAGCUACCACCUAGACGCAUUGAGCGACGUAGGAAGGGAUAGGGGAACUUUCGAUGGACGGGAAGACCGGACGAGGGAGACGUCCUCGUUACUCUUCCAUUUCCUGACGCAUUACUUUCCUGUGCAUACGGUGCAUUGGGAGCGCGUAGAAGGAGACCCGAGCGUGGAAACGUGUCACGGUCCAUGGUUCGAGAAGUCCGAAGAAGGGUGA